UUUCCUUCGAAGAAGCCCCUUCGCAGAGAUUGUGCCUGGCGAUACCCCAGCGAGCGAUAGCGGCGGAACCACGAUCGACACGCGCGCGACGGAGCUGUCCAUGAGGCUGGGGGAGCAAAGCAAGGUGCUGUCGGCUGUCAUGGGGAAUCUGGGGCAACUUCAGAUGCCGCCUGCCAGGGCGGCGGGGGCAGAAGAGGGGGAGUCAAGCGGCGCUGGCAACGCCGCAGGGCGCGGAGGAGCCGCGCCGGGCACAUGGUUUGGGGUGCCAUACGGUGGAGUCGGGGGAGUAGGUCCCCCGGGCCACCCGUCCGCUGCCCCCCCGCUGGGAAGCAUUGCGCAGGGAUUUCGAAUGCACGGGGUGAUGGACAAGAUGUCAUCGCUGCUGCAGGCAAUGCCAGAUUGCGGAAGCAGAGGGGGACCAGCCGGUGCUGGAAGACGCGCCGCAUAUUGCGGUGGGAUUGUCGGAAUUUCGCUGCCAGGCAGCUGCCUAUCGGAGCUGUACGCUGCGGCUGGUGUUAGAACAGAUGAGGCCUCUGGAAGGGAGAGCAGCAGUAGAUCGGGCACGGAAAAUGAACAUGUGCGGGCGCUUGAUGUCCCUGCAAAUGGUGGGUUUGGUGGGUUCCAGACCAUCGACUUUAUCUGUGCGGUUGGCAGCUCUAGCAGAGGCGCUGCUGGAGGGGAUUCGCGGUAAAGGGGUUUCCAUUUUCUGAUUUGAUGUUCGUACAGUGAUGGUAGCUUCGCCUACAAUGAUUCGACCGAUGAUGAUCUUCGAAAGGGGAUUCGCGGUUCAGGCGUUCCCACUUGAGUGUGGGUGUUUUGUUGAGCAACUGUAGUUCGUAUUUUUCGAUGGUUAAGUCCAGGCGUGUUUUCGCGGGUGUUUCGUAUGACGAUGGUAAUUUGGCUCCGAAAACCAGUCACUCUAUGAUGGGGAUUCGCGGCACAAGCGCUCCCAUUUCAUGAUGUCCGCGGGCGAUGAAAACUUUAUCUGGGGUAGAAUAAAAGGGGUACGCGGGACCAAGGGUAUCAAAGGAGGGGAUGCAGCGUAGGCGCUCCCCACAAUCGAUGAAAAUUCAUGAACAGAGGUGUAUCAAAGCCGAUUGAAAACUCACGCCCAGGGGUAAAACAGUAUCCGGCGUGUCGGCCAGAAAAGGGGUACACAGGACCAGGUGUAUCGAAGCCGAUUGAAAACUCACGCCCAGGGGUAAAACAGUAUCCGGCGUGUCGGCCAGAAAAGGGGUGCACGGGACCAGGUGUAUCAAAGCCGAUUGAAAACUCACGCCCAGGGGUAAAACAGUAUCCAGUCUGUCGGCCAGAACAGGGGUAUUAACCCUUUUGUGACGGAGCUACCCGCCGGCUCUUCCGGGGGUCAAUCCGACCCUUCGGCCCCAACAGCCCGAAAUUUCAACCAAGAACGCAAAAGAAAGACGCCAGAAGAAGGAGACAUCCUCGAGCGCGACGGGCCCUACUUUCCACACAUGUCUGCGCACAACUGCGUGACAUUGCGCGCAGAGCAUAGCCAACACACACAGCAGGACACGCGCGGUGUUCGCCGGGGCUGUUGUACAAGAGGAUAACACACACAGAUGAUCAAACUGCUGUCUUCCUGCAAGCAACCAUAUAUAUGAUCUGUUGUACCUGGUACUGAAAAAAAAGACAGCGUGCUGCUGUCACCAGGAAGACGCGCAGCGCACGCGCUCUCUCCCCUCUCUCUCCGUACUUCGAAGGCAAGCACCCUACCUCAUUGCAGUGCUCUGUAUGGCUGAUGUCAAUGCCCACCCAAAGCUGGAAAGGAAAACAACACCGAACACGGAGACAUGGCACUGAGUGAAGCAGAUGAGAUAUGGGUACCAAAAAAAACAUGCUGCUGCUGCUGCUGCUUGCUGCUGCAAAGCAAGCUCUCAGCAGCACUCGCUCCUCUCUCUCUCUCUCUCUCUCUCUCGCUCUAUCUUUCUCCGCACUUCGAAGGCGUACAACAUCACAGCAGUGCCCUGUGUGGCUGAUCUGAAUGCCCACCCAAAGCUCGAAAGACACAGGGAACAAAAACCUUAGCUGAUUGAUGAAAAAUCAAAUGCGAGCGGGAAAUACCGCACGCUGGGGCUGCAGGCACACAGCUCUAGGCAGCACAGCCGGCGACCUCUGUCACCGUGCUAGGGUUAGAAAUGAGCAUGGUUGAUACUGCUGGUGUCGUUAUAUCCCUUGACGGCGUCCAACUUUGGCAACGUGCGUCCGUAAAAGGCGGCGGGAGGUCCGCGUGCACACGAAGGAUUUGAGUGUAGAAACAAAGGACGGGUUUUCUACAAUUGUCUUGAAAAUGUAUACCACCAUCGACUAGGAAAAUGUGUGGCUGGACUAGGUGACGAUAACAGUGCUGGUUAUACAUGUAUCGGCAAAAAAAUCACAUGAUACUGUAUCACCAAAUGCGUCUUGUUUAUAGUAUAGGACGGCUAUUCUGGGCUUGAUUUCUCAGGACUUACAGGUCGUGCCGCACACUCGCCCACUUGCGCGCGGAAGCCCAGCAUGGACGAACAAGAGACAGAGAUAGGAGAGUACUGGCAGCAUGCAGCGGCCGCCUACCACCCGGAAGACAACCCACACAACGUUUGGGAUGUGUUGGUAACGAUAUCUGAACAAACUCCGGAUCGUUUCCGGGAGGCAGUUGAAGCAGCGGCAUCGGCCGUAGCUGCGCGCUAUUGUCACCACGCGCACGCCCCCAGUGCGCUCCCGGACUUACGCAAACUCGCGGAGAGGCAAGCUGCCGCACGGCAACACGCCGGACUAUGUGGGAAAUACCAAGCGGAACGCAUCGCCGGCGUCGAUGUCGCCACCAUGCAGGAGAGGGCCGGCGGCGCUCAACUCACGACCAAAAGGGCGAGGAACCAGGCUUGCUACGACGCCGGCAUAGCCCUCAAUGCGCGAGGCCGCGGGGUGCAGCUUACAAGGAAGGAAUGUUUCACCCAGGCUUGCCGCGCCGCCUGGCCGGGCGACCAGCCCCUUCCGAAGUCUGUUGUGGACGCUCUGUUGAUGUAAAGGAGUCCUGGUUCGUUACGCUGGCAACGACAGCGAGUGGAGGGGAGAACAGGGGUGGUGGGUUGCGCAUCACCCGUGUUUCGUGGUCACGUGUGUUUCGUAGAGACGCUGGCAGGCACGCUAGGGGGUGCUGGCUGGUUUUGGACGGCGGGAUUUGCAUCCGAAUGUGGCUCGGGAGUGAAAGAUGAGCAGUACCCACGUUAUGUGUCGCGUUGUGUGUUCUUCAUAGAAAAUCUGUUCUGAAUCGGUGCAGACGAGUUUGAGGAAGGCAAUACAAUAAUGUUUGUCGCUUUGUUUCUUUGUGCCGGAACGAACGAAGAACCUGGCUGCCGAUUCGUAAACGGUUUCGUUGCAGGCCGUGUGGAGCGUAACAAAAUUCAUCGUGGGCGUAGGAGCAUGAUGUACGGCAUAAAAACUAAUGGUGUUGUGUCUGGACGUUUGUUUGGAAGGGUUUGCUGUCUUAGCCGCAGGCAAGGGACCAGCGAAGUUGACCGAGGGCGGGGGAGGUAGUGCAUGUACACGUCGCCCAAGUCAUUAUGAAUUCUCCAAAUUGUCACACCAGCGCUACUUGUGCACCGAAACAAGCACCGGCGGAUCUGCGGGGGGCUGGGGUGCGAUGUCGCUUGGUCGACCACUACUUCCCGUUGCCCAAGGCUUCGACUGGAUCAUUGAAAUCCCAAGUUAAAAAAAAGGGCACGCUGCAUCUGUACGCCCCUCUCUCCCCAACGCAGACACAAAAAAAUUACCCCGGGGUCAAUCUAGAACAUCGAAAUUCCAUGUAAAUAAAACACACCACGGCGCAACUGCCUUCCCCCCCCCCCCAGAAA
This is a messenger RNA of Ectocarpus sp. CCAP 1310/34, 3854 nucleotides long. The record is from the annotation of a GenBank genome assembly. NCBI's taxonomy places the organism in Eukaryota, Phaeophyceae, Ectocarpales, Ectocarpaceae.